UCGAGUGCCAAACCGGCUUGUCAGACCUUGGGGUCAACCCCUCGAUCUGGCAUUAUAUUUCGACCUCCUCGAGGGCAACCCACAUUCCCGCAAGCAGUAUGCACGAGGAGUAAGAAGGGAAAUACCAGUAGCAGUCAGGAACCUCCGAGCGAAAGUCGGUCAUGAGAGAAGGAGCCUGUUAUCGACAUGGGGGGCGAAGGCAAGGAGGAUGAGGAGGAUGAGCGGCUAAGGAAAGAAGAGGAGGAGCAAGCCGCUCAGCGCGCGAAGAAGAGAAAGACGGAAGAGAGGCCAGAGAAAGCAGAAAAAGGAGAAAGCUCGCGAAAACAGAAGUACACGGUACCAUUAGAAGAUGGCCUAAACAUUGAGGCCUUGGUCGAUAGGCUUCUAGAGGGUCAUAAUGACCUGCUUAAUUUGAAGGAUAUCCUCGCCUCAGCGCCUAAGCUUAGGGAAGGAUUCAAAACGCGAGUCUCUCGUCGAAGGGUGGCGAGCGUACGACUAGGAGAUUUCAUCCCUGUCGAGGCUCAUUGGGAGGUUCCUGGGACGAAAAUGGAUUGGAAAUCGGUCGGGACUGGGAGUGUGAACCUGAGUAUAAAGGGUAAGUCGUGUAGCGGAAUACUGGAUACAGGAGCAGAGAUGAAUAUCAUUAAGGAAUCUGACGCACUCCGCUUGGGGAUGGACAUCGAUCGAAUGGACUCAGGAUUCCUCUAUGGCGCAAGUGGGAAGACUCCUUGUACUGGGACGGUAUCGAAUGUGGUGAUUGAAAUCGGGAAAGUGAAGGUGCGAUCCUGCUUCUUCGUUAUGCCGGAUUUGGACCAUCCUCUCCUGCUGGGAAGGUCAUUCCUUUGCCGCAUUGAAUCGAUGAUACUCAACAAGCAUGACGGCACAAUGUACGUCAUCCUAAGUGAUCCAGUUUGCGGCAACUACGAGAUUAUCACCUGUCACAAUACAGGGUCUCGUAGCUUGAGGAAUAGGCCGAACCCAGGUUCCUAUACCUUUGAGGAAUUUGAAGGGGAGAGGAGGAGAUUAAUGGGUGAAGACGAAGAGGAAUGUGAUCCUACUGGCGAGAUGUGCUUAAGCCUAACCAGCAUCAAUGAUGCUAUGGAGAUAGUGUCGUCAUAUGGGAUGGCGGAUCCCAUUGCUGUAGAGGCUUUGAGAGAGAGAAUAGUGAAAGAUUCCGGCGAGGGAGAAGUUGAGCUCGUAUAUCGAUUACCGGCAAGGACAAGUGAGUCGGGGGUACCUCAGAGUCAUGUUGCAAGCCAACUUAAGCAGGGCUCCAAAAUGAGGUACAAACGCGUGACUGAGAAAAGUCAUCUCGUUCCUGUCCUCAUAACUGCGGAAGAAGAGUUCUACUAUGAGCAGGAACGUGAAUUGAUACGGCAAAUGAAGGAGGAUGCAGAACAUGGGCCGUGCCAUGUCAAUGAGAGAACUGAGGGAGACUUGAUAAUAGGAGAGUCAGGAUUCCUCACUCCACAAGAGAAGACCCUUAUGGUAGAGGUAAUGAAGGAGCGGCAUCGCGCAUAUGCGUUUGACGAUGAUGAGCGCGGGCGCCUUGAUGUGGAUAAAGUUCCGAUGAUUCGGAUUCACACUGUGCGUCAUAUACCAUGGAAUUUGCGAGGGCCACGCUAUCCUAAUCCGGCAGAGGAACGGAGAGUAGUCGACUACUUGGAUGACACGAUUCAUUCUCAUGUAGCCGACUAUUCAAGUGGGCCUUACGCAUCACCAUGGUUCUGCUUUAUCAAGCCGAACGGUACCCUGAGGUGGGUGCAAGACCUUCAGCGCCUGAAUGUGGUAAUGAUACGAGAUGCGGGAGGUUUGCCGAACGCAGAUGCACUGUCAGAAUCUUGUGCUGACAGGCCUAUCAUUUCCUUGAUAGACCUGUACUCGGGGUACGAUCAGUUCCCGGUGUGUCUACCUGAUAGACCUAUGACUGCGAUGCAUACACCAAGAGGACUAAUCCAUAUGAACGUGGCGCCACAAGGGUGGACGAAUACUGUGGCAAUGGUGCAGAGGCAUAUGGUUUGUGUUAUGCAGACGGUUAGUCCACAUGUUACGCAACCAUACAUUGACGAUUUUGUCGUGAAAGGGCAGAAGAAGAAGGAUGAGACGGAAGUUAUGCCUGGGGUAAGAAAAUUUGUAUGGGAUCAUAUACAAGAUAUUGCUUGGAUUCUUGACAUUCUAAGGGAUUACAACCUUACCGCGAGCGGACUGAAGUCGAAACACUGUAUACGGGAGACAACCAUAUUAGGCUUCGUAUGUAACGAGAGCGGUUGUCGCCCUGACAUCAAGAAAACUAACAAGAUACUCGAAUGGCCGGUGCCAUUCGAAUCUGUUAGUGAAAUUCGUAGCUUCCUGGGGACAUGUGACUUUUGGCGAGUUUUCAUCAAGAACUUCGCUGAGAAAACAGAGCAGUUGAGGAAGCUUGCCAGGAAGGAUCAAGAAUGGGAAUGGGAUGAGAAGCAGGAAAGGGUUGUAAGUAGUUUGAAAAGGGAGUUCAGAGAAGGUGGUCUGGUGUUGGGAGUUCCUGACUUCGAAGCAACGCCAAAACAUCCUUUCAUCGUAGAGACCGAUGCAGGGCCUACAACUCUGGGCGGCAUUCUGAUCCAAGCUGAUGUAAAUGGCGAGGAGAGGUCUUUGAGGUUCGAGAGUCGAACCUUGAAUGGCACUGAGAGAAACUACUCACAGUUCAAGUGGGAGACACUUGCAGUUCUCCACUGUCUAAGGGUGUUCCGCAACUACCUUUUCGGAAGGAGGUUUGUGCUGCGAGUCGAUCCGACCACAUUGGCUGGUUUAUUAAAAAACUACGCACCGUCAAACCCAACUAUUGUCAGAUGGCUCACGUAUGUGUGGAUGUUUGACUUUGAGUUGGAACGCAUACCUGGGAAUAAGAAUCGGGCUGACGGUCUUAGUCGGAUCAAUUGGGAUAAGUCCGGCGAUGGAGGUAAUGAGGAUAUACCUCUGGUGGAUGCAUUCCUCGACGAGGAGGAGGACGUGAAACUCCAUAUCAAUGCACAUGUCGUUGGGAUCAGUGGAGUCAUUAUGCAAGGACAAUCUGUUUUUCUUGGUCCUGCAAGGUACGUGAAGCGAGCGGAUAUAGUCCUCAAGGACUUCGUGGAAGAGGAUCCUUGGGGAGGGAAGGAUGUUGAGUGGAUGGCUAAGCUGGCAUUGGCAGAGACCUUCCGAGUAGGAGAAGAUCCGAUGGCUAUAGAAAGUGGAGCUUACUCAGUCGACACUCAAACAAGGUAUGUGGCAGAUGUCAGUUUCCUCAUUAACUCAAUUGUCCAAGUGCACGAGGAUGGAGAAAGGAGUCAAGACCCUGUUAGAGAUAUGGAAGAAGAUGAGUUUGAGGAAGGAGAGAUAACGAAGGCUUUUCGUGCAGAUGAGUACGAAGGCGUCUACCGUGAACUAGGUUUGCUUCUCUCAUGUGAGAUCAGAGAGAGAGAAGCAACUAAGAAGGUACUCGAGAUGCGACCUCGCUUUUUAGUCCGGGAUGGACACCUUUUCAUCAAAAAUGAGGUUGGCAACCCGAGGAGGGUGAUCUGCGGCCGAAAUCGUCAAAUAGACGUUAUAGCUGCACUUCAUGAUGGGCCCGCAGGUGGUCACAGAGCAUUUGCCUUGACAUAUGCGAAGGCGCGUGAGCUUUAUUAUUGGGAAGGAAUGAGCGAGAUGAUUCGCAAGUACUGCGAGUUGUGCGUUCCAUAUCAAAUAAGGGCGUCAACUAUGUACAAGGAGCCAUUGCACCCACGGAUUGUGCGAGAUGCAGGAGCAGUGGUCCAUUUGGACCUACUGGCAAUGCCUCAGGGAGUGAACGACUACAACUACAUCUUUGACGCACGAGACAAUCUUACGGGGUUUGUCGAUGGGCGAGCCAUUCGCAGCAAGAAGGGCGAAACAUUGGUUUUGUGCAUCUCCGAGUAUUUCCUGAGAUAUCCUUUCGUAGUGGAAUUCGUGAUGGACAGAGGGUCAGAGUUCACUUAUGGAGAAGUGCGAACCUUGUUGCAAGGAUAUGGCGUACAAGCCAGCUACAUGACUAGGGCACAUCCGCAGGUGAAUGCUCCAGUUGAGAGAGGGCAUACCACCAUCACGAAUCUACUGGCGAAACGGACAAACGACAGGGAGAAUAAGUGGCCUAAGCAUGUGCGCGCAACAUUCUUCGUCGAAAAUAUUACGAUUAAGAGAUCCACGAAGUACGCGCCAGCAACACUAUGGUAUGGAAGGCAUGCCACACUCCCGAUAGAAAACUUUCUGAAUUCGUGGAGGAGGCAGGAUAUGGAAAGCACUUUGUCCUUCGAGGAGUUGCUGGAUUUGCGGAUCAGGCAAGUUGGCAUUGCAGAAGAGAGGAUCCAGGAAGUCGCAGAUCGAGUAUCGGACAGUCGACUGGAGGACAAGGAGAGGUGGGAUCUCCUUCCACAAGUCAGGAAGGAUCCAUUGGAAGUCGGAGACUUGGUGCUGCUGUAUGACUCAUCGCUAGAGAAGCAGUGGUCGCGCAAGUUGGACAAGCAGUGGUUAGGCCCAUAUCGCAUUAGACGGUGUGGGCAGCACAGAGCUUAUGAGAUUGAAGAACUUAACGGCUCGCAGUGGAGAGAUUGGGUCUCAGGGAUACGCCCGCGAGCACAACUAGAGAGGGAUGAGGAAGAUGAGGGGCGAUUGCGACAGCAGCAGAGAGAGAGUGAGCAGCCAAAGAUUCCACGCAGGCCUAGGACAGGCAGGCGUAGAGGACGUCAGGAUCGAGGGGAUGAUUUGGAGGAGAGGGAUCAUGUGCUGAUUAGUGAUGUUGGGAAGGUGCUCCCCACGGAGGAUUUGGGGGAGGGGACCUUACCGAUAGGAUCUCAGAGGGAGGACGAUUCAUCUACCCCUGAGAUUGGGACAGUGCCAGCGCCAGAGACAUGUCCGGCUGAGAUAGGGAUUAGAGACCGUGGUGUGCCUGAGACAGGUCAGGCUACUCCACCUACACCCAUACGGGAUGGGGAGGAGGCUUCCCUGCAGCUUGUGUUGACGAUUGCUUCGGUCCGGCCUACAGAGACAGAUACCAUGGAAGGAGUGGUUCCCGAUACUGCAUUGGAGAGGCCUUAUCGAUGGAGAGACACACGGGACAUGGCAUUAGACCUCCCACAAAGGGAGUUACUGCUUAUGAUAGGGUCUGCCACUAUAGGACCGAUAAAGGAGCACGAGGAGCCUCAGCCUGAGUGGCCGCGAAAGACGACGCCGAUGCAUGAUGAGUUAGGGCAUGAUGGGCAGAGGGUCCAGUCUCGGUCAGAGCCGACAGUGGAGGAUGGUGAGAGAGGUGCGAUGGGACCCUCAUCAUUGAACGGAUCACCGUUACUGAACGAGAGUCGAUUGGAUGAGCAGCCAACUGAGCCUGAGGGUUCAUUGACUGCCCAACUAUAUGAUAUGGAGUCUCCUAGGAUGCAGAUGCGACAGAAGGUAUCCCAGCCCUCGCCCAUGGACAUGGAGACAGAGCGAGUUAAGGCUGAGGUUUUGGGGCUAGAUAGAGAGGGUCUCACGGAGGACAUGCAGACCCAGCGAGUGGAGACGUCACCACUAGACUUUGGGGAUACUCCACGACGAGAUGGUGAUCAGACUGAGGCCAGUAUGAGGGGCCACAUUGAGAUCGGCGCGGAGCAUACCCAGGAUGCAUCUCCGACUCAUGAGGAGGAGAGCUUGUCGGAGUCUCGGGGACCGAUAGAUCAUGAACCUGUCAUGAGGGAUGCAUGGCUAGCCGCGGAGAUGAGAUGGAUGCCAUCAUUACAUUUUCCAGGCUGGCUGGCUUUUGAGCGACUGGGCCAGGCCGCGAGACCACACUUGUCGGUUGAUCAGACCACUGGUGGGCUCAGGGUACUGUAUGAUGACUUAACCUUGCAGAUGAACUAUAUUGGUAGUGGCCUCGUAACAGCUCGACAGGUGAUAGAGCAGGUUCGGGAUUACACGAGGAGAGUUGCCAUCCGAUCCUUUGAGUUGAGUUGCGACAGACAGAUGGAGCACGAUGCACUGAGAGAGGUGGUGAGUGAUCUCCGUACUUUUGUUGAGGGGAAGGAGGUCCAGACUCUAGAGGAGGCCAAGGCGGUCCUCAGGAUUCAGGAGAGAGAGGCGAGUGAUUGGCGAGCCCACGUUCAGAGGGUGCUCAGGGAGUAUGAGCCACCUGCUGACGCGACAGAUAGAGAUAGGCUCGAGCGCAGGGUUGUCCUUGAGACCGUGCGAUCAUCUCAGUUGGAGAGCCAGGUAUCAACUUUUGUCAGGUUAUGGCGAGAGACUGAGAAGCAGACACAGAGACUCUUCUAUGAGGAUGCGGCCACAACCAGAUGGCAGGAGGAGGUUGGGAUGAGGAGACGGACAGGAGAGGAGCCUAUGCCUGAGGGCGAGCGUACGCAGGCGGAGGAGGGGCUUCAGGCGAGAUUGUUGUAUGAUGCCUCAGUGCGAGAGUUGGUGGGAGUGAUGGAGCAUGUCAGGAGACUCAUGCAGACCGAGGUUGCACGAGGAGAGUUCAGGGUGCAGUGUAAAGGAUCAGUGCUCUGGAGCGGGAGAACAGAGGACUGAGGGACACAGUACGUGAUCUUGUCACCAACACCGAGUGGGCAAGACAGUCCACCUCGAGGCUCGAGCAGAGGAUUAC
Molecule: messenger RNA, 6607 nt
Organism: Chara braunii
Lineage: Eukaryota; Viridiplantae; Streptophyta; Charophyceae; Charales; Characeae
Source: the annotation of a GenBank genome assembly